Molecule: messenger RNA, 1675 nt
Organism: Gilbertella persicaria
Lineage: Eukaryota; Fungi; Mucoromycota; Mucoromycetes; Mucorales; Choanephoraceae
Exons: 2
Coding region: 56-1423 (455 amino acids)
Source: RefSeq, a predicted model, not a curated record
UUUCCCCUCCCCCCCCCCCCAUACAACUGGGUUUUUCUUCUUUUUCUCUAUCAAUAUGGAUCUGCGACAGCCUCAGGAAGAUCCUAUGUAUAUCAAAGCCUGUGAAAUGGCAUGUAAAUUAUUAGAUGCCUCAGAACGAUUUAUAAAUGCUGUCAAUCACUUGCAACAGUCGAUAGAUCAAAAGACAGUCGACCAAGACACUAUCUACAGUCCAUUAAGACAGGCCAUUGAUCAAUAUGAACAACUUCAAAUGAUCAACAACGUAUUAAAAGCGAUUUAUCCUUCUAUUCAAAAUAUACAACGACAACAGUCUUUAGAGUCUGCCACAGUGUCUGCUACCAACACAUCGACUCAUCAUCUGUUACGCAUCCAUCAGUUAAUCACGACUCAUUCACCUAAUGCGUCCGACAUGGUAAAGCAAGAACUUGUAUAUGUCAGUCGUCAGUUACAACAGACAGUGGAAGUGACUAAAUCAGAACAAAUGGAUCAAGUCCAUUGGCAAGAUCCAAUCCAACGCGCUUCUCCAUUGUCAAGAAACGUGUCUCCUAUGCAACAAGGUUCUCCGAUACAAAAAUUGCAGCAUGUAUCUAUACCACUGCGCUAUGAGCAACCACAGGUGCCUGCUGUACAGAUGAAUUCAUUGACAACACAAGCAUCUCCCACACAGCCAUUACCAAUACAAUUGACAACACAUGGACAACCCAGUGUGAUUGUUGUCACUCAACCUGCUCCUGUGUCUAUUCCGGAUGCUUUUAUGCCUGUUCAGUCGGAUCCUGUACCUAUUCCAAAUGUGCCUGCUACUGUAGAGCCAAAGGCUAGCGUAACGUCUCCUCCUCCACCUGUUAGUACUACUUCUUCGCCUCCUUCACAAGCCUCGGAAGUCUUUUUAACAUCUCAAUUCCUUGAGCAAUUUGAAGCAACAGCGACUCAAUUUGCCAGUCUGAAUUCCAUUCAUAUCAAUGCUGUCUGGGAAUCCAUGCUGGUCCAUGCUUUACCUUCUGACCAGAUCGAAUGGGCUAAACAACACUUACUUAACAAAGACUAUACAUGGGAAAAGGCUAAACAAAUCUUUAAGCGACAAUUCCCCGAUGCAUCGCGUAGUAUUUCACCUGUAGCACGAGUGAAGCAAAAACCACAAGAAGAAACAAUGCCUUUAAGCAUGGACCAUGAAUUUACUUUACCCAAAAGCGACAACACAAGACGCAUGGCAGUCUAUGCUGAGCAUUUACUUGGUCUGGAAAUGAAGUUGUAUGAUAAUAUUGAUGAAUACAACAAUCGAUACUCACGGUAUUGUCGUAUUGCCCAAAUGGAUCUUCAUGAUCCUUCUCUUAUGCAGCGUUAUGUAAGAUCUCUGAAAUCAUGCAAAUUGCUUCCCUUAGUAUCAAGGCACAUGAACUCAAAACAAAUCCUAAAAAGACACUAGUACCUUACAGUCAAAACUGUCCACAUCAAAGAUCUACCAUGUUGUCCUUUUUAAGUCAAAACAAGAGCAAGAGUAGUGAACCUUUUCAAGGCCAAAAACGAUCUAUGCCUUUCUCUGAUAGUAAAUCUACCAAGCGACCAACCAUCUUUUAAAUACCCCUCCCUUCCCCCUUUAUGAAAAAAUUAAUAAUAAUAGUAUGUUUAAAAAGGCGCAUUUAAAAAAAGCCACAUUUUCAUUUUUUUCUUUUCUUUU